This is a messenger RNA of Anopheles maculipalpis, 1173 nucleotides long. RefSeq lists its product as uncharacterized. The transcript has 5 exons. Gene Ontology annotation, cellular component: plasma membrane. The record is from RefSeq and is a predicted model, not a curated record. Gene Ontology annotation, molecular function: odorant binding; olfactory receptor activity. NCBI's taxonomy places the organism in Eukaryota, Metazoa, Arthropoda, Insecta, Diptera, Culicidae. Bases 1 to 1173 code for a protein of 390 amino acids. Gene Ontology annotation, biological process: sensory perception of smell; detection of chemical stimulus involved in sensory perception of smell.
AUGAGAACCGCCAUUGAACUUUACCACACCAGCUUUAAUCGGCUUAAGCUCUCGAGCCGUCUCAUUGGCGCCGGUCUUUGGGAGAAGAAGUACGGCUUCACCACGGGCCGUAUAGCGAGCUUGACGCAGAUCGUGAUGUUUCUCGGUUUACACGUCUGGACGGGUUACAAGUAUCGGGACAAUGCGCUCGAAAUGCUCGAAUCUCAGUCACUCAUUUGUACGGGCGUCGCGCUCAUGAUCAAGUACUUCACCAUGAUCCGCAACCGUGAUCCCGUCCGCGAGCUGACGGGCAAUAUUGAGCGGGAUACGUACACAAAGUAUCAGGAAACGAGCAACGAAUAUCCGGUGCUGCUAAAGUAUGGUCGCGUGCUGUAUAUUGCUGGCCAUAUCAUGAUCGGUGGAUACUUUGGGUCGCUGUUUAUCAUUUGGAUCAAUCCGUUGUUCAUGUACUUUACCGAGGGCCGUGUUAUGUUGCUUUUUUUCUGCGAAAUCCCGUACGUGGACUGGACGGUGAACAGGGGGUAUUGGAUAACGGUUACGUUGCAGAUUGCCUUCUACAUUACCGGCACUUGUGGGUUGAUUUUGGUCGACUAUUUGUGUGCAUACUUUACCAUCAAUGGGUCACUGUAUGUGGACAUUUUGCGUUUUCAUCUGAACGAGUUGAGCGAGCUGCUGGCUGAGCCGGGCUAUAAAACGCGCAGUGCUCCGGAAAUAAUAGAGAAGGUUAACCGGAAGUGGCGAAUCUGUCUAGUGGAACAUCAGCAAAUUGUUGAGUAUUACGACAAGUUUUCCGACUUAUGGAGCAUGAUCAACUUGGCGCAAGUCGGCUGCAGUGUGUUUGGAAUUUGCAUUAACAUGCUGAUAAUUUUUCUGACUGAUUGGUACGCUGCAUACGCGAUACUGUUUGCUCUGUUCAUUGAUCUGUCGGUGCAUUUUGUGCUGGGUGCUAUCAUUGAAAGGAAGGUCGAUGAUCUACUCAUUAGUUUAGUUCAUUUUCCAUGGUAUUUACUAGACGAUCGUAGGCAGAAGGAGUAUAAAUUGCUUCUGCUACGAGCGCAACAGCCAUCUGGUAUGUCGAUUGCUGGUCUUACGCCGGUAAAUUACGAAACCUACACACAGAUUAUGAAAAUGCUGUACCAACUGUUUGCACUUGCAAUGAAUUUUUUGAAGUAG